GGAAACCCUAAUAAGCUAGAACUUUUCUUUUAAUGAGCAGGAUUCCAAGAAACAGGAUUUCCAAAUCGGGCAGCAGAAUGCUGUCCAUGACAUACAGUGAAAGCCUGAGAAGCGUGGCCAGCCGGUACCACUCGGACUGGGGUCUCCACCCGGUUCGCCAUACAGAUGUGGUGGAGCUGCAGCGGCUGCGAGAUGUCCGAGUGGCAGCACAGGCCAAAACCAUGGAAGAGUUUCUCAAAAUGCACGGGCUCUCGCUGGAGGAUUGCACAGCUCACAAGACGGGCAUGAGAUAUAGAAAUCUUGGGAAAUCGGGGUUGCGAGUGUCCUGCCUUGGCUUAGGAACAUGGGUGACGUUUGGAGGGCAGAUUACAGACGAGAUGGCAGAACAGCUGAUGACUUUAGCAUAUGACAAUGGCAUUAACCUGUUUGACACAGCAGAAGUCUAUGCUGCUGGGAAGGCUGAAGUUGUGUUGGGAAAUAUUAUUAAGAAGAAGGGUUGGAGGCGCUCUAGCCUGGUCAUCACAACCAAAAUCUUCUGGGGAGGAAAAGCAGAGACUGAGAGGGGACUCUCCAGAAAACACAUCAUAGAAGGUCUGAAGGCUUCCUUAGAACGGCUGCAGUUAGAGUACGUGGAUGUCGUGUUUGCUAACAGACCAGAUCCCAACACACCCAUGGAAGAGACGGUGAGAGCAAUGACCCAUGUUAUCAACCAGGGAAUGGCCAUGUACUGGGGAACGUCGCGCUGGAGCUCCAUGGAGAUCAUGGAAGCUUACUCAGUGGCACGGCAGUUUAACCUAAUCCCGCCGAUUUGUGAGCAAGCCGAGUACCAUAUGUUCCAGAGGGAGAAGGUGGAGGUGCAACUCCCUGAGCUCUUUCACAAGAUCGGGGUUGGCGCCAUGACCUGGUCCCCGCUGGCCUGUGGAAUUGUUUCUGGAAAAUAUGAUGGUGGAAUCCCCCCUUACUCUAGAGCAUCGCUGAAGGGAUACCAGUGGCUAAAAGACAAGAUCCUGAGCGAAGAGGGAAGAAGACAGCAAGCAAAGCUGAAGGAGCUGCAAGCCAUUGCAGAGCGCCUGGGAUGCACCCUGCCACAGCUCGCCAUCGCCUGGUGCCUGAGGAACGAAGGAGUCAGCUCAGUUUUGCUAGGCGCUUCCAAUGCAGACCAGUUAAUGGAGAAUAUCGGAGCAAUACAGGUUCUUCCAAAAUUGUCCUCUUCCAUUAUACACGAGAUUGAUAGUAUUUUGGGCAAUAAACCAUACAGCAAAAAGGACUACAGAUCCUAACUGUGCCUACUGUCCCCCUGGACUCACUCUCAACUCCUAGCCUUCUGUUUGCUUGCUUAAGCUUUACUGAAGCCAAGUGAAGAGUGUGAUUGGCAUCAAAAGAAUACAACAUGGCAAGAUGUGUUAGAGAAAUUGUUUAAAAUGUUGCUGCAAGAUGACAUAUGCUUAUUAUGUAACAUUUAUUUUGAAUGCAAGAAGAGUCACCGAUUGGGAAGGGUAUGCCAGAGCUGUGAUUUUACCCUAGAUGAUUGGCCUCUGUGCUUCCUUUUUUAAAAGAAGAAACUACUUUUUUCACAAACACACACAGAAUAUCAUUGCUUUUUGUUAAUUCCAGCUCCUAUACAAUGUGCUUGAAUAUUCAGAUCUGACACAUACACCAUUUAACUGGAAGAAUUAUAGUCUCUGUUCCAAAAGCAAUGCUGGCUUUACAAUGCUCUGGCUAAUGUGAGUGUGGAGGACUGUCUGUGGUAACCAUCUAGGCAUGUUAGAAACAGCUGUUUCGAGAGUACUGCUUGCAUCUCCUAACUGGUUCUGUUCUUCAGCUCGCUCUGUAUAGAUUUCUGUUGGAGAAGAUUGUAUUUUUUGAAGUAUUCAAAGUGAAUCAGCCAAGUUGUUGGCAAGCAGGUGUAAGAGUUCAUGCGCCACGAUUCGGUAGCCUCCCCAAGGCCCGCACUGGGACUGGGGGGGGGGGUUGUCAUGGUGCUUCUUUUAUUUUUCUGGUGCCUCCUGGUUGACCUUCCGAGGUGGUGUUGCUAAUCACCCAAGGCCUGAGCCCACUCAGUUCCAGUCAAGGGGCUUUCUCUCCCUAUGAACAGGCUAUGUUCUCAGCCCAAGCGCCUGUUGGCCUCAGUGGGCUUCCUGGGCGUUUUGCUGAGGACGGAGUGCAGGAUGCAGUUUGUGGCUUUGAACAGAAAUGGCGUGUUGGCAUUGAAGGCAUUCCAGUAAGACUCCCUCACCGUGCUAGUGCUUUUCUCUCUAGCGGGCCGUGCUAUUUUAACAUGAGCAUCUUGCUGGUUUCAUUAUUUCCUCUGUAAUUCACUCAGGUCUAGGUUCUCAAUUUAAACUGCAGAUUAGCUGUAAAUGUUUAGUCUUGUACAUGUAAAACAGUGUAACUGCUUAGUAUGACAGAGAGCAGAGACCUUCAAUUAAUCUGUCCAGGAAACAUUCGGCUUUAAUUUUAGAUGCUUGAUUUCCUUAACACCCAGAAUCUGAGAGAUUUCGUAAGCAACCUCUCGACCUGCCUGAGCCAGUCAUUCCUUUAAAAGGAGCAGGGCAGACAGGGAUUUAGUUUACAUGAGUUCCGAGGACAAUCAUGGAGCAUCGUUACCAACUGCACAUAAUAAAUGAUGGUAAUGAGCAAGGAUGUGGGACUAAGGAGUUCAACCCACCAGACUUGCGGCUGUGUCUGGUCUGUGGCCAGGUGCUGCUCAGUAAUGUGGAUACUGCACACGGGACUGAACGGCUAUAGUGCAUAUUUUUGAGAAUCUUUUGCCUUUGCAAACAAAAAAAAAAUAUUUUUUGUACGUUACAAAACCAUUAUUCUUGUUUCAUAUGCCUGACUUGUGUGGGCUGCUCCCUAAUAUGGUACCAAGUUUCCCCUAAAAUUUCAGACUGCAUUUGUAGGUACUUGCUUCAGUGCUGACAUAUGUGCACAGCUAUCACUGAGGGAAAUAUUCAGUUGAGCAGCAGAUAGCUUGGUCUCGCUUGCCAGAUGAAUUACUUUGGUAGACUGCUAGCGUCCCCAUUUCCAUUAAAGAUUAAUCUCAUCUUAAAAAGGAGGGGACUUUUUCAGGGAUUUAGACUAAUUGUUACAAUGUUGUGGAACCACUGAGUCAACUUGAUAUAACAGUCAAUAAAUACAUAUUCAUUUCCUGUCCUAAACUCAUAGGUAGCAUUGCUAGUGCUGUUAAACGGAUGCCACUUUUCACCCUAGAGGUGGCUGCGUUUCAUUGUUGGCUAUAGGGAUCCCUUUAGGAUGCUUCUGUAAAUAAGAUGCUAUAGGAUAAGCCAUUUCACACUAGGUGGUCUGAGAUGUAAAAGCCACAGAAGUUUGCAUUACUGUAGUAAUCGCAUACUUCAAUUUUUGGUAUAAUGUUGGCAGUAUUUUCUCAUAACUAUUGCAUAGAUAACAAGGGGGAUAGCUCUUGGGAACUUAGACUACAGAUAGGAUUCUGUUCCACCAUGUGGUUAGGUUUCUGCUAACCUUAGGGUGCAGAAUUAUUCCAGCACUUAUCUAAUAUGGAUUGUCCACAGAGAAGGCAGAGUAAUACUUAUGAACAAUGAUAAAGCAACUGUGGUGAGGAAUCAUUGUUCCCUGGCAGGGGUUAACGUUUUCCAGGACUCUGACUGCAUUUAUUUAGGUUUUACAAAUAUUAGUGCUUCUGUUCCGUUUUUUCUCUUUCCAGGGGCAGGUGUUCCCAGCACAGAGCACUUCCCCGGCAGCACUCUGGGAGCUGGGAACUUGCUCUGAAAAUGCCCUUGCAUUUCUUGAAUUAAUUGGCACUACCCAAGCAGUGCCUGUUUGGCAUUUGCGCAGAGAUUGUGUGUGUGUACGUGGGUCACACAAACCUCUCUAGCACAGCAGGAUCAGAGCACUGACCUAACCCACAAACAAAUCACCCACAUCUAUUGGCAGGGCUUGAUCUGGUUCCAUUAAGGCAUUUUAAAACAGCCCUUGGCUGUGUCCUCCCAACACCUUAGGUUACUGCAGUGGGAGGAGAACCAGCUACCUCAUGGAAAGCUGAUUUGCUCUGAACAUUUUUGUCUUGCUCCUUUUUAAAAGGCAUUUCUGCACCCCCCACUGGACUGGUCUCUUUGCAGCUGGUGGUGUGGGCUCGGGCUGUGUCAGCUCCGUGCCCAGUCCGGGGGUAGCGGCCUUGGCUCAAUCCCCAGUGCAGAUAAACAAGUUGUGAUUUGCACCAGUGCAGUUUAUUCCUGAUUGACUUUGCAAAUUAGAUUAUGAAUGACACCUGCUUGUGACGCUGCUGGUCUGCAGCAGGGGUCUGAAUCCCCAGCCCUGGCUGUAACCUCACUGGGGCCCAGAUACAGUGCAACCAAAGGGCCCUACGACUAACGUGCGCGAUGCCAUCUUGCCCAACCACUGCUGUUCCUGCUCCCCCAUCACCAUCCAGCCCCAGCCCCAGCCCUGUUGUAAUCAGUCCCUGGUUAUGGCCCAGAAUGCUGCUCUGAGGACUCCAAUCCCAGCGUCAGCAUCUGCUCUACCUGCCAUUUGUAUCUGCUCCAUAAAGCAUGGCAGGACUCAGGCCUGGGCUCCUGCUGGAAACGCAGACGCUGUUCACUGCAUUGGCGCUGCACUAGCAGAGAGGGCUGGGACCAGCAGGAGACUUGGGGCUUUUUUGGUUUGUAAAGAACCUGUUAUUUACUUCUUGGCAAUAACUAAGCCCCCGUGUGGCGUGGCCGAGUCUGAUACCAGACAAGAAACAAGGAGCUAAUGUUACACAAGUGUUGGUCAUGGCCAUUUCUUCCUCAGUCUGCGCACCCCGUACAGAGCCUGGCCACAUGCCGUGGCCGGCAGUCCUGCACAGCUGUGACCAGCCCAUUGUAUUCCAGGCCUCAAUACUGACUCCAGAGGCCACGCAGGGUCCUUCGGGCCCGGGUGUGAGCGAGUUGGUCACACGGGUUUUACCAAAUGCCUAACGCCAUCGUUACCUGCUGACAGCGCUGGGCCAGUGCGUCAGUCAGUGACGCUCGGCUCUGCACUUGCAUUUCAAGAACUGACUCAAGGGAUUGGCAGGACUGAUGACUGCAACCCUCCCCCCCACACCCCUGGUCCUUCUGCUCCCUGGGGCAUAGGAUGCCUGUUCCUAACCCAGUGUAAAUAUAUAUUUACACGGAAUGGGCGAGCCCGCUGCUGUGAGCAGGCGAAUAACCGUCUGGCUUAUGGGCCCUGCAAAAGGGCCCACUGCUUGGGUAUCGGCUGCCCUUUGGCGCGGUGAGUAGGCUAGUCAGGGAGUAAUUGCCUUUGAUGGUGGUGUGAAACCCCAAACACAUGCUGCAGGAAAGCGCAGGGUGUUGGUCUUGCUCCCCGGUGGCGGGGGGGGUUCAGGUCUCCCCAGCGUAAGGAAUGGGCAGAGAAAGUUCCCUGGCAGGGAGAGUGUAAGGUGGUGACUCAGCCUUGCCUACAAUUGCACAUUAGCGGCUGUUAUUUGUCUGGCUUGUCUAAUGUUACCUGCAGCCCCAGCGUCCCUAGGGGGCACGGUGUGGGGCUGCACCUGUUCAUGUGAACGUUACGAUGCAAAAUGAAAAUGGGGCAGGAACCACCCCCAGCCACCAACGCUUGCUCCUGUGGCCCUUGAGCCUCCCGUCCAGGAGCUGUUCAAGGACUUUUCCGGUCUGAGUCUCCAUGUCCUACCCCAGGGGGGUCUCUCUGGUUCCUGUGUACGAGGAGUGUAACGGGGGUGAGCAGGUGAGUUCUGGCUGUUGUGUGUGCUAAUGUGCUUUCGCGGCCUGGCAGCGAGACCUGCUAUUUACCAUGGAAAAUUCCGCUGCCCCCAGUAGCUUGUUAUUGUCCUGUCUGACAGUCAAUCCUUGUAUGUAAAUAAAGCGCUUUCUUUUUAUAUGUGUAUAUAGAGAGAGAGACGUAUCUAGGACUGUGAUUAUUACAUUAGCUCUAACUGCAUAACCGAUAGGCAAAGCCAGCUGCCUGCAUUGUGCUGCUGAAUGAUGAUUGCGACUGAUAUUCAGCUACUGUAUUUAUGGUAUGACAAAAUAAAAGGCCAGCCUGA
Molecule: messenger RNA, 6025 nt
Organism: Terrapene triunguis (Three-toed box turtle)
Lineage: Eukaryota; Metazoa; Chordata; Testudines; Emydidae
Gene: KCNAB2
Product: potassium voltage-gated channel subfamily A regulatory beta subunit 2
Exons: 15
Coding region: 33-1280 (415 amino acids)
Biological process (GO): potassium ion transport; regulation of potassium ion transmembrane transport; regulation of action potential
Cellular component (GO): extrinsic component of cytoplasmic side of plasma membrane; juxtaparanode region of axon; voltage-gated potassium channel complex
Molecular function (GO): potassium channel regulator activity; transmembrane transporter binding; voltage-gated potassium channel activity
Source: RefSeq, a predicted model, not a curated record